GAGUGCAGAAAACUGAACCUGUGCAGCGGUGUUCUUUGAGAGAGGCAGAAGACAGUUUGAACCAUGGCAAGCCAGGCGUUUUCCCCAGAGGCUGCUUUCCCUCAUGGGAGGCGGAGGGAGAAAUGGGACCCCAGGCUUCUUUCAAGGGCAAGGACUUAAUGGCGAAAAAAAGAGAAUGUCUCCAGGCCUACAGCUGGUGGAGGACACCACAGAAGAAACGGAAGAAAAAGAACAAAAUAAAACCAGGAAGAAUAGAGUUUGUCCCUAGUAGUAGUUCAGCCAGACCAGAUUAUUCAAUAUUUGUUGGGGAGCUUACUCCAGAAGUGGAUGAUUUCCAGCUCUAUGACUAUUUCCUAAAGAGGUACCCCUCAUGUAUUGACUGCAAAAUAGCAACAGACCUGCUGGGAUAUUCCAGAGGGUAUGCCUUUGUCAGAUUUGGUGAGCAAGGUGAUCAGAUGAGGGCACUGCAAGACUGCCAGAAUGCACCAGGUCUGGGGGGAAAACGAAUCCGGCUGAGCAUAGGAAUUUCUAAAAGACUGAAAGCAGAAUUCCAGCGGUACCAGUCAUACAACUAUAAUGAUUAUUACCAAGAUUAUCAGAACUACUACUCACAGUGGGGUUAUGAUCCUUAUGCUGAUUACAACUACAGCUCCUAUGCUCCCUAUGAUAGCAUGCAAGCUGUUGGAGACUGCUCUUUAGGAGAUGCUGUUAUGGCUCCAGCUGUUUUUGAGGAAACUGCAGCUAUGACUGAAAUCAGUGAUGACCUAAUAACUGAAGAUCCACAGCUUUACUUGGAUGUUGAUGAAAUGAACAGACAAUUUAUGGAGACAAGUGAAGAACUCUAUGAUUCCCUCAUGAAUUGUCACUGGCAACCUCUGGAUACGGUCACUUCUGACAUCCCCCCUGCUAUUUAAGUGUCUUAUAUAGCAUGACCGUUAUGACCAAGGGAUGCUCUUGGACCAACAGCUUCUUUCUAGCGCUACCUCAAAGUAACUUGCAGAUAAAACUCACAGGGAAGAUUGAUCAAAUGGUGAUGAUCCCUAUCGUUCUGCUGGAUAUAUAUAUAUAUUUGCCUUUUGUUUUGUCUCAUUUUAAAUAACAUUUAUUUAACUUCAGUGACUCAUGUCAAUAGACAUUGUUUGACUACAUCGACAAGUAUUUCUGAGUCAUGAGUGUCAUUAAAGGCAUGUCACCAUAUGGAAAUUGUUCUAAAUAAGUAAAAUGGAAGUACAAAUAAGUAAAUAAAGCAGCACUUGAAUUUACAGAGCAAA
This is a messenger RNA of Nipponia nippon (crested ibis), 1271 nucleotides long. NCBI's taxonomy places the organism in Eukaryota, Metazoa, Chordata, Aves, Pelecaniformes, Threskiornithidae. The record is from RefSeq and is a predicted model, not a curated record.